AUGUGUCCAUCUUGUAGUAAUAUAACUAAACGUAAACGAUCGAAUGUCAAUACGCCUGUCCAACAAACGCUUGUACCACGCGUAGCGAAACCAUUGAAUUCGCCCCUUGAAAAUUCAAGUUGUUCAUCAAUCGAUUCGCAAUUAUUUUCCUCAAACGACGAAAAUCUCGUCACCGUGGGUAAAAUUUGUACCUUAUUGGAUAAAAAACUUAUUAAUUAUCUAUCGGAUUUCGUGGAAAGUUUUAGAAAAGCAUUGAAGGAUGACGUCAAAAACCUAGUUCAAGCUGAGGUGGACUCAGUCGUGCAACAGCUUAAAGACGACUUUACUGUAACCACUAACUUUAUAUGUGAUGAACAGUCUUCCCUAAAGCAAGAAAUUGAAAAUAAGAGUCACAUAAUAAAACACCUAGAAUCUGAAACUCUUCAAUUUCAAAAGGAGAUUAAUGUUGUGACCAAUCGUUUAACAUCAAUCGAAAAAAUUUCCCGUAGCAAAAAUUUAGAAAUUCAGUUAGUACCAGAAAGUCGAACUGAAAAUCCUAUGCUGUUAUUCCGCAACCUGUAA
Messenger RNA from Parnassius apollo (apollo), 561 nucleotides. The record is from the annotation of a GenBank genome assembly. NCBI's taxonomy places the organism in Eukaryota, Metazoa, Arthropoda, Insecta, Lepidoptera, Papilionidae.